Molecule: messenger RNA, 345 nt
Organism: Dreissena polymorpha
Lineage: Eukaryota; Metazoa; Mollusca; Bivalvia; Myida; Dreissenidae
Product: C1q-related factor-like
Exons: 1
Coding region: 1-345 (114 amino acids)
Molecular function (GO): protein binding
Source: RefSeq, a predicted model, not a curated record
AUGUUCGAGGACGUUUUGUACAACCACGGUUCCGGGUACGACAGGUCCAGUGGCGUCUUCAUUGCUCCUGUUGGAGGAACUUACUUGUUUACCGCUCGGCUGUUGUCCCAGGCCGCUGGAUCAGUGUUCUUCGAGAUCAACGUCAACGGAAACAUGAAUUCCAACGGGGCGCUGUUUUCUAGCAACGGAUGGAUCUACGCCUCUGCCGAUUCUGUGGUCCGUUUGCUACCUGGGGAACGAGUGUUUAUCAAAUCGCUCUAUUCGAACAAGAUAUGCAAUACUGGGUUGCAAGGCGACCUUAACUCCAAAAGCAAUGAAUUCACCGGGGUACUACUGCACGUGUAA